Leguminivora glycinivorella is the source of this 1541-nucleotide messenger RNA. RefSeq names its product enoyl-[acyl-carrier-protein] reductase, mitochondrial-like. The record is from RefSeq and is a predicted model, not a curated record. Gene Ontology annotation, cellular component: mitochondrion. Bases 91 to 1173 code for a protein of 360 amino acids. Gene Ontology annotation, biological process: fatty acid metabolic process. Gene Ontology annotation, molecular function: trans-2-enoyl-CoA reductase (NADPH) activity. The transcript is spliced from 2 exons. Lineage: Eukaryota; Metazoa; Arthropoda; Insecta; Lepidoptera; Tortricidae.
UGUAUAGUUAUUGAUAAAAAAAGAUAUUAACCCUUAUAAAUCAUACUAAAAAGUAGCUGAAAAUUUUGUGUAAACCUACAGAAGCUAACUAUGGCCCUCCUUCCUUUAGGACUACUUUUAUUAAAAUCUACAAAAUGUUACGCGUCAAGGCGCGUACCGGUGCGAAAUUUGAUGUCGAAACAGUUAGUUUACAGUAAAUUUGGAGAUCCUCUGUGUGUUGUGAAGUUCCGAGAAAGUGCUAUACCACAACUAGGAGACCUGGAAGUACUUGUGAGAAUGCUAGCUGCCCCAAUCAACCCAGCCGAUAUCAACACCAUACAAGGAUUGCGUCCAGAUUUGCCCAACUUACCCCAUGUCGCUGGAGAUGAAGGUGUUGGCGAUGUAAUGGAAAUUGGCGCUAAAGUAACCUAUGUAGAGCCAGGCCAAAGAGUAGUCCUGUCUUCCCGACAGCUAGGAACAUGGAGGUACUAUGGUAUUUACAAGGAAAAGGAUGUCCAUAAAAUCCCUCCCAACAUUCCUUUAGCUGAAGCAAGUAUGCUUACAGUAGCACCUGUUAGUGCCUACAGAUUGCUACAUGACUAUAAGCAAAAACCACUAUGUUCUGGACAAUAUAUUGUUCAAAACGGGGCUAAUAGCGCUAUCGGGCAAAGUGUAAUACAGAUUUGCAAAGCCAUGGGAGUCUACACACUUAAUAUUGUUGCAAAUCACUGUGGGUAUGAAUCUGUGAAAGAGCACUUGUUAAGUAUAGGCGCUACAAAAGUUUAUACCCUGGAAGAAGCUGAAGAAUUGGCGUGUUGUGGUCUAAGUUUUCAGCGACCAACAUUAGCACUAAACUGUAUAGGAGGGAGAUAUGAAGAUGUUAUGCUUAGGCUUCUUGAACGCUGCGGAGACAUGGUAUAUUACGGAGGUGCCUACUGUCUACCUGUAAAUCAAUACAUGCGCUGUGAUGUUUGGUUUCACAGGUUCCGAUUGUCUGAUUGGGACGAAAAUACUACAAAUGUAGAGAAAGAACUUACAUAUAAAUAUAUACAAGAACUCAUAGUAAUGGGGAAGUUUAAUGCGCCUAUGUAUGAACCUGUGAUGCUGAAGUAUUUUGACUAUGCUCUCAGGAAUACGUGUCGUUGUGAAGCUUUUUCGACCCUAAAUUAUGUGUUCGAUUUUACAUUGAUUUAAAUUACGGAAUUAAAAAUCAACAAGUCCUAUUAGUUGAAUUUGUCCUUGUUAUACUUUUGUAUACCUAUAUUUUAAAUUUUAUAAAAAAAAUGGAAAACGGAGUAAUGUUCAUUUGUAAUAUACUUACUUAUUUGUAGCUUGUAGGUAUGUUUCAUUUUUCGGUACUCGGUAGGUAUAAUUAUGUACUUAAGUAUAAUAAUGUGAUUAAUAGAAAUUUAAUGCUAACUAACUCAAUCUUUCGCUUUAAUUCAGGAGGAAUAAUAUAAUUAUUAGAAUCAUUGUUCAACCUCUAAGGUAACGGACCCAAUCAUGGACAGUUUAAGAAAAAUUUUCGCCUCUUUUUGAUAUUUCACUCAUAAAUGUAAAAA